UCCAUUGCCAAAACMCAAAACCAAAUAUGAAGUCUCCAAUUACCUCCUUAGCCUAUAUUUUUGUUGUCUUAUCCUUUGUAUGGGUAGCUUCUGCUUCCAACUAUGAAGAUUUUCUCCGUUGUCUUUCUUUUCAUUCUCCCAACAACUCUUCAAUUUCAAAGAUUGUUUACACUCCCAUCGAUAUUUCGUACUUUUCAAUUUUGAACUUCUCAAUCCAGAACCUAAGAUUUGCGACUGCCAAAACUCCAAAGCCCCAAGUAAUCGUGACGCCCUUGCAAGUUUCCCACAUUCAAGCAUCCAUCAUUUGUGCCAAAAGUAACGGCUUCCAGAUACGAACACGAAGUGGUGGUCAUGACUACGAGGGUCUUUCUUAUGUCUCYGAUAACGUUCCUUUCGUUGUUAUUGAUCUGACAAACCUUCGAUCGAUCGACGUGGAUGUGGAAAAAAACGUUGCAUGGGUGCAAUCUGGAGCCACCAUUGGUGAACUCUACUAUAGAAUUGCAGAGAAAAGCAAAACUUUAGGGUUCCCAGCUGGGCUUUGCUCGACAGUUGGUGUUGGCGGGCACUUCAGCGGCGGUGGCUAUGGUGUGAUGCUACGAAAAUUUGGCCUCGCUGCCGAUAACGUGAUUGAUGCUUACUUCAUUGAUGUCAAUGGUAAUCUCUUUGACCGAAAAUCAAUGGGGGAGGAUGUUUUUUGGGCCAUUAGAGGAGGAGGAGGAGCGAGCUUCGGAAUCAUUCUUGCAUGGAAAAUAAAGCUCCUCCCAGUUCCACCAGUGGUGACUGUUUUCACAAUCACAAGAAACUUGGAACAAAACGCCACCAAUCUAAUCCAUCAGUGGCAAUAUGUUGCUAGCAAACAAGAUGACAGACUUCUUAUCAGAGUCAUAUUAAACGGCAUGAUCAACUCAAGCAAUAAUCAAAACMAAAAAAAAACACUGGAAGCUUCUUUCAACUCCUUGUUCCUCGGACAAGUCGAUGAGCUUCUUCCCAUCAUGCAAAAGACUUUCCCUGAGUUAGGGCUAACGAAAGAAGAUUGUAUAGAAAUGAGUUGGAUUGAAGCUGUUCUCUAUUUUGCCGGCUUCCAAGGACAACCAUUAAAUGUCCUUCUCGAUAGGAGUUUGGCAUGGAAAGGCACCUUCAAAGGUAAAUCCGACUAUGUCAAUGAGCCAAUCCCCAAAGCUGGGAUCGAGGGUAUAUGGGAAUUAUUCAAUGAAGAAGAAGUUCAAUUUGCACAAAUGCUUCUUAUCCCUUACGGUGGAAAAAUGAGUGAGAUUUCUGAAUYAGAGAUCCCCUUUCCACAUAGAGUUGGAAAUCUUUAUAAGAUUCAUUAUGCUGUGUUAUUGGGAGAAGGCGAAGAUACUGCACAAAGACAAAUAAGUUGGAUCCGUAAGCUUUACAGUUACAUGACUCCUUUCGUUUCAAAGAAUCCAAGAGCUGCAUAUAUCAAUUACCGAGAUCUGGAUAUCGGAACAAACAACAAAGAUGGAAACACGAGUUAUGACAAAGCAAGCAUAUGGGGAAUGAAAUACUUCAAGAGUAAUUUUAAGAGGUUGGUGAGUGUAAAAACUAAGGUCGAUCCAUCUAAUUUCUUUAGGAAUGAGCAGAGCAUUCCUUCUCUUUCGCCGUGGUGGAAGAAGAGGGGACAUUAGAUGUCGUGAUUCAAAGAAAACCCCAAUUAAUACAGUGGAUGUAUACUGAUAUCAGAAUAAUGGGGUUUUCUAUACUUUGUUUAGUUUAUGCCUUAAUAUAUAUUGUAUUCUUUUGGCUCAUAUAUGGUCAAUUUGAAGCCAAAUAAUAUACGUACAAAUCCUUUUUGUAUUUUUGCAUUAAAUAAAUAUUUCCUAGUUUGCUUGUUA
Messenger RNA from Momordica charantia (bitter melon), 1856 nucleotides. Its product is annotated as tetrahydroberberine oxidase. NCBI's taxonomy places the organism in Eukaryota, Viridiplantae, Streptophyta, Magnoliopsida, Cucurbitales, Cucurbitaceae. The record is from RefSeq and is a predicted model, not a curated record. Gene Ontology annotation, molecular function: oxidoreductase activity; FAD binding.